Pristis pectinata (smalltooth sawfish) is the source of this 1042-nucleotide messenger RNA. Its product is annotated as CST complex subunit CTC1-like. The transcript is spliced from 6 exons. Gene Ontology annotation, biological process: telomere maintenance via telomere lengthening; positive regulation of DNA replication. Gene Ontology annotation, cellular component: CST complex. NCBI's taxonomy places the organism in Eukaryota, Metazoa, Chordata, Chondrichthyes, Rhinopristiformes, Pristidae. The coding region runs from base 1 to 726 and encodes 241 amino acids. Gene Ontology annotation, molecular function: telomeric repeat DNA binding; single-stranded DNA binding. The record is from RefSeq and is a predicted model, not a curated record.
AUGAGAAUUGGGAACAGUUUAACUAAUUAUAGCUACAGUGUACCGGGGGGGGGUUCAUCAAGCAGUAUAGCAAUUGUGGAGUGGCCCUUGGUCUAUCUUGGAAAUUUAAUCUAUGGGCAGGAGAUUUGCCAACAGGGCAUUGUUUGCUGCCAUGUGGUUAAUGUUCACUCUCUGAAACUGCAGUGGGUUUGCAGUCUUUGCAGCUGUAUUUUUAAACAGGGAAGGUGUACAAGAAGCUCUGAACCUUGCCCAUCUGCAGUUGGUGUAUUUCAUGCUAAUACAAAAAUUAUUGUGGAGGAUGGAACGGCAGAGGCAUGGGUGCGCUGUAAAGAUGAACAGGUGGCAGACUUGCUGCAACUCAGCUCAGCAGAGUGGGAAGGAUUGCAGCAACAUGUUGUCCAGCAGGGGAGUGUGUACUUCCAGUACCAGGGUCGCAGUGGACAUGAAUUGCAUGAAGAGAAUACUGGAGAUCUCUUAAUGCAAUACCUUGGAACAGUCUGUGCUAGCCCCAUAGUCUGCAGAUCCAUUCAGCUUGCCUUCAAAGUUGAUUCGAGAAACAAACGCAUGUUAGGACAGACUGAAACCUUUCAAAUGAGGAUGUUGAAAUGUGGAGAUCACCAGUAUAGCACCAAGAUGGCGCCUACUUUGUCUUUGACUUGUUUGGACAUAAAGGAAGUGGACUAUCGAAUGCUUUGUCACUUGGGAAAUGAUAGACUGAUCCAAUAGCAUGGUUGUUGGAGUGCAUUGACUUGUGCAGCUGUAGAUCAAGAAAUAAUCCCACGCAUGAAUCAAGAGAAAUGAUUGUCGAUGUUUACAAACUGUUGCAAAUAAUUGAUACAUCACAGCCUGUUGAGGAAAAGAACACCUUUGUAUUAUACUGAUUUGAAAUGACUGGUUUUGCCCAAUAUACUGUUAUAAACCAAUACUUCAAUUACCAUUUAUAAUUAACAAUAGCUUCAUGAUAUCAAAUGAGUAUUUUAGACUGCAGAAAGUGGUCUUUUGCUUUAAUAUUAUUAAUUUUGACUUUAUUUAUGUAUAGUAC